This is a messenger RNA of Daphnia magna, 1021 nucleotides long. Its product is annotated as trypsin-1. The coding region runs from base 109 to 939 and encodes 276 amino acids. Gene Ontology annotation, molecular function: serine-type endopeptidase activity. Gene Ontology annotation, biological process: proteolysis. The transcript is spliced from 7 exons. The record is from RefSeq and is a predicted model, not a curated record. Lineage: Eukaryota; Metazoa; Arthropoda; Branchiopoda; Diplostraca; Daphniidae.
AUAUAUAUAUCACAGUUGGGUUGGAUACCGAUAAGAGAUUGCAGUGACUAGAAAGUUUCCGAGCAACAUAAAUUUUGUUUGUUGGGAGCUGUCACGGUUUGCAGAAAAAUGGUCAAAUUUGUUGUUGUAUUUGGAGCAAUUUUAUUACAAUGCGUACUUGCUCUUCCGUCAACACGGAAUAGUUUAAGAUGGAGUCGAAACUUAUUUGUCAAUCCAUUAAUUGUUGGCGGUGAAGAGGCAAUACCGAACGAAUUUCCGUUUAUGGUCUCUAUGCAAUCAAGAACAGUAGGCGGAUCUUACAGUCACAGAUGUGGUGGGGCAAUUAUUAAUGAGCGCUGGAUCGUUAGUGCAUCCCAUUGCACAGAGAAUGCUGUAGUCGGCGCCACUAGGAUAGUUGCCGGUGAACACAGCUUUUCAACGACCAACGGCUACGAACAAUUUUCUGACGUCGAGUUGUUCAUUAUGCAUCCGGAUUAUGAUACGGUUACACUAGAAAAUGAUAUUGUCUUAAUCAAGCUGCUAUCCCCACUCGAUUUUUCUUCGGGCAAAAUUGGUCCUAUUGCUCUGCCAGCCAUGGGACAAGAGACCCCUGCUGGAACGAAUGUCACCGUCACAGGAUGGGGUAAUCUCGAAUUCAACAACCCUGAUCGACCAGACGUACUGAAUAAAGUCAGCAUUCCUACUGUAACAGAUAUGGAGUGUCGACGAUCUUAUGGCCCGGUCGAUAUGUUUGACUCGUUCAUCUGUGCUGGCGUCCCUGAAGGAGGACUGGAUUCGUGCAACGGGGAUUCUGGUGGACCCCUUUUCACCAGUCAGCCACAGCAGCUAAUUGGCAUCGUAUCAUGGGGAAAAGAUUGUGCUUUACCUGGUUACUACGGCGUCUACACAGAAGUAUCUUACUUCUCCGACUGGAUCACCAUCACUGUCGCUAACAAUUAAACUAUUAAAAGUAUAUUAGCUGAACUUUUGUAGCACUUCUGUACACGUUUUCGUAUAAGGGAAUAAAUAGUACUAUAUCAUA